UGCGGAAGAUCACGGCUGUGCCCUGUGGUGCUGUCAGCAGUGACACAUCCCAGAUGGGGCCGCUACUGUAUAGCAGAUUGAGUUUCUCAGCAGAAAACUCACCCUUCCUCCUAAACGUCUUCAAAAACCUUCUCCAGAUACUGCAGGUCGCUUCGUGUGAAACUGAAAACGUCCAACCCCAAGUUGGUUUUGAGUGCUUGUGUGUAUGUUAGAAUUUUUUUUCCCCUUCCUCUUCUUUUUUUCCCUGCACUUCCUCCUCUGCUGAGCAUCUCCGACUGGCAAGGGUACGCGGCUGCUGGCGGAGUCGAUGGGGAGGGCCUGGGGGCUAGCGUUCGCCCGACUCACAGCGCCAAGCCGACUACACAGCCCCGAAGGCAAGCCGGACCAAAAGCCAAAAUGAAAUUUACAGCACUUGCUGUCAUUGCUGGACUAACUCUGCUGCUGGGAGUCCAAGCCAUGCCAGCAAAUCGCCUUUCUUGCUACAGAAAGAUACUACAAGAUCGCGACUGUCACAACCUUCCAGAAGGAGUAGCUGACCUGGCAAGGAUUGACGUAGACGUGCAGGAUCACUUCUGGGCUGGGACGGAAUGUGAGAUGAUGUGCUACUGCAAUUUCAGCGAGUUGCUAUGCUGCCCCAAAGAUGUCUUCUUUGGGCCAAAGAUCUCGUUUGUGAUUCCUUGCAACAGUCACUGAGAAUCUUCAUGUUUUCGGGAGAAUGCCGUCUCUGACUUCCCCAAACUGUACUACAUCAGCCUCACUGUAUUUCCAGCUUCUA
Messenger RNA from Ochotona princeps (American pika), 775 nucleotides. It is a transcript of the gene SCRG1, whose product is annotated as stimulator of chondrogenesis 1. Lineage: Eukaryota; Metazoa; Chordata; Mammalia; Lagomorpha; Ochotonidae. Bases 397 to 693 code for a protein of 98 amino acids. The record is from RefSeq and is a predicted model, not a curated record. The transcript is spliced from 3 exons.